Messenger RNA from Megalopta genalis, 1859 nucleotides. RefSeq lists its product as uncharacterized. Lineage: Eukaryota; Metazoa; Arthropoda; Insecta; Hymenoptera; Halictidae. Gene Ontology annotation, molecular function: odorant binding; olfactory receptor activity. The record is from RefSeq and is a predicted model, not a curated record. Gene Ontology annotation, biological process: sensory perception of smell; detection of chemical stimulus involved in sensory perception of smell. Gene Ontology annotation, cellular component: plasma membrane.
UGCUUCAUAUGAAGUGAUCAAUUAACGUCUCUCAUCGUUACGGUUUUCGGAUCGUCAUUAAGCGGACGAUCCUGAAAAUUAGUACAGCCAUAAUUAAAUACGACUGCUUUUUUCGACGCUCCUAAAUAUUUAACGACCAUCCGGCGUUAUCAAUUCCAUCACGGGCACAGCUUCGUUCAAAAUGAAUUUCUGCGACAAAAUGACUUCAAACUUACGUUCAAUUAUCCACGGUAUAUUAAUUCCACUUGUUUCACGUUUGGCGUGCCAAGGAAGACUGAAUAUUUUCGAGAAAUAUCGAUUCUCUCCAGUUCGGUCGACGUGGAGGAAAACGUGAGAAUAAAACAAUAAACACAGGCAUCGAAUGAAAGUUCUCAAAAAGAUGUCCCCCCUCCGUUCAACCCUGUAAUUACCGUAAUAGCUGUGCAUAUAUCAUCGCCGCGAGGUAUAUCGAUCUUCCGUCUUGGCCGUAAAACAUGAAUAACUAAGUUUGUAAUUGCAGAUUGCGUCAGUCAUAAUUCCUUACUUCUGGGAAUUUGUUUUAUAUUGUGUUAAAAAGUAUGAUAUUACUGAAGGGGUUGCAUGAAAUAGUGAGACCUAAAAGUACAAGCAGGAAUUUAGCCAGUCACGUUUGAACCAUCGUUCGCGAUGUCCGCAUGUGAUGUACAUUACAAGUUCAGUGUACGCCUGAUGAGAAUUUUAGGACUCUGGCCGUACGAUAGUGAGAGCACACGUCGAAUCAGGGCUACCCUCGUGAACAUCUUCUGCCCCCUUAUGACAAUUGUCCAGAUCACACCUUUCAUAACAGGCGACCUUGAUUUGAUGCUGUUACUCCAGGCCCUGUCUAUUAUAAUAAUUUCACUGGGCUCUGUGGUAAAGUUCAACGUUUUCUUGUUCAUGACUAGUGCGAUUAAGCAACUAAUGGCGUCCAUACAGGCUAAAUGGAAUACAACACACAAAGACACGCUCGAAAUUUUAGAGAGGCGGGCCAUUCUAGGGAAGCAACAAGGAGCCAUUUAUGCGAUAUUUAUGUACCCGUCAGCACUACUUGUGAUAUUAUACCGCGUCUCAUCUUAUAUUAUGAUCGUAGCAACACCCGCGAACUCGACUGAAAUAAUCCCUUUCCCGAUAGUGACGGAUUAUUUAGUCGACGAAGAUAAAUAUCUCUUUUAUAUAGUAAUUCAACAAUGUAUAUCGUUCUCCUUGAUCACAACUAUAUAUGUGGCUACGGAGACCCUGUUCAUUAUGUGGCUGCAGCACAGUAUCAGCCUGUACGAAAUCGUCUGUUACAAUAUCGAGAAAGGAAUUGCCGCGGCGCCGUCAUAUAUUUCGGAGAAGCUUAUGAACACCUACAGAAGCGACUAUAUAGCAAAAGCAGUUAAUUACCACGCGGAUGCAAAAGCAUAUUCCACCCCUUGGUACAACACGUCGGUUUUCACUCAGAAACAACUGUUACUUAUCAUAACAAGGUGCAACGAGGUGCUUAUAUUCGAUUUGUAUGGUUUUUUUAACGCGUCGAUCGAAGGUUUCUCGGGGUUGGUCAGAUGCACAAUGUCUUACUUCAUGAUGAUGACAUCCAUGCAAUGAAAAGCCUAAUCCAGAGAUAUCGGGAGACAAGUAGUGAACCGUUAGAUCUUGCGUAGUUCAUGCAGCAAAGGAAUAGAAUAUAACGCGUGUAUGCGUUGCCUAUUGUGAAAUAACUGCUGACUUCUGUUUCCCUGCGGGAAGAUUCUGAUCGUUUGACAACAAGUUUGAACUUACAUAGCAACCAGACGAAACAUGUGUAAUCAUUUUUAUACGGUGUCAACUGAAUGCACAAAAUGCUAGCUGAACUAGAUAAAUUAUUUUUAGUAUUUUACAAA